AGGUAUGCACAGUCAGAGUGGUGAGAAAAGGAGAAUGUUUUUUUACAGAGAUGCCUUGAAGGCUUUGUUAAUACACUGACUGGAAUAAAUUCCUCAUGCGAGGAACUCAGGUGCCACACAUUUCCUACUGAGAGCCUUUUGAAACAGCCUGCCAGGUAAUAUUGUUUGGUCUUCACAUCUCCAUGUAAAACAGCUUUCAAAUUUUGUUGUGAUAGUCACUGUAUCAGAACCACUAUGAUGAGGUUUUCUGUUCUAAUCUGCUUAUCUGUGCUGCUGUUCAGCACUUCGGCCAAACCAUACGGGCCCAGGGAAAAAGUGUUUGGCAAAGCAGUUCAGGACACAGUUUUUGAUCAUCCCAAUGGGAAGAUGAUCCAUGGAAUUAAGGAGGUGGAGCCACCACAGGACAUGGAUAUUACAGAUUUUGACAUCGAUCCUAACAUGUUGAUUUGGAAAGCUGUAAAAGAAGAAAUUCAGCAGAAAUACGACAGACCUGAAGAGGAUAAAGAUGCUCUCUACCAUUCCUUUGGUAUAAAUCAUCCAGCUGACCCAAAACAGCAUGAAAACUACUUUCAGCCACUGGGACACGAUCAGGUACAGAAGUAUGACAAACCAGAAGAAGACAGGGACGAUCUAUACCACGGCAUGUUUGGUGUAGCUGUUGAACCAAUGAGCGGAGAGAAGGAUGUAAUUGGAGGUAAUGCCAGGCCCAUUUACUCAAGCCCUGAAGAGGACAAAGAUGACCUGUACCACGCAGAUCUCAAAGGACAUCAGUCUGACCAGCAGGCGAUGAAUAUAUUCCCCAUUCGCCCCAAAAGAGUGCACACAGAGCCAGAGGUAGACCUGGAUGACCUUUAUCAUAAGCAAUGAUAAAAUAAGUCUUGUUGUGUCUAAAGAACUGCUGGAUGUUAAUUCAUUAUGUGCAGUUUUAAUUAAAUGAUCUCUAUUGUUAAAAUCAUAAAAUGUGUCUUAGCAUGAUUUUUUUAGCAAUACCAGG
Messenger RNA from Megalobrama amblycephala (Wuchang bream), 994 nucleotides. RefSeq lists its product as uncharacterized. Lineage: Eukaryota; Metazoa; Chordata; Actinopteri; Cypriniformes; Xenocyprididae. The record is from RefSeq and is a predicted model, not a curated record. The coding region runs from base 235 to 867 and encodes 210 amino acids. The transcript is spliced from 5 exons.